AAAAAAGUUAGAGUGCCGCUCGCCAGGCGUGAGGAAAGGAUAAGGGAGGUCACCGCCUGAAGGUGUGUCCUCUACGGCCGCACCGGCUGCCUCGGAGAGCUGCGAGCGUCGGGAACAACCAUGUCUUACUGCCGGCAAGAAGGGAAGGAUCGGAUCAUAUCUGUGACCAAAGAAGACCAUGAAACUCCUAGCAGUGUGGAGCUGGUGGCUGAUGACCCCAAUGAUCCCUAUGAGGAGCACGGACUGAUACUGCCCAAUGGAGAUAUUAACUGGAAUUGCCCAUGCCUUGGGGGGAUGGCCAGCGGCCCCUGUGGCGAACAGUUCAAGUCUGCCUUUUCCUGCUUCCACUCCAGCAAAGAGGAAAUCAAGGGAUCAGACUGGAUAGACCAGUUUCGGGCCGUGCAGGAAUGCAUGCAGAAAUACCCAGACCUCUAUCCCCAAGACGAGGAGGAGGAAGAGGAGGCAAAGCCAGUUGAGCAGGUGGAGGAAACAGCUGCUUCUGAGGCCUCUGUAGCCAAAGAGCAGGGGUCCAGCUCCUGAAGGCCGCAGGCCCUGGCCGCCACUCACCAUGAGACUUUCUUCUGCACAAUGCCUUUUGGUCACCUCUGUGAAAGUUCCUUUCCUCUGUGCACUGUUAUGUACAAAAUAACUUAUUUUAAUGAUCGGGGUCUUGGCUACUUGCCAUAUACACUGAAGAGGUGUGUACACCUAUGCCCUGUGUAAACCUGUCCUUGAACGUUAAGCCACUGCGGGAUGUACUCUGUGAUUGCCCCAGAUUUUGUCACUUUGAAAUACUGUGUUGUGGCUUCUCGGCAAUCAAAAGUUGUUACUCAGGAAAGUUCAUCGUGAAAAAGCUGACUUAUUCUGACCCGUUGUAUUCCUUUUGGUAGAUUUUUACACCUCUUUGGGAAAUUAAGUAGAUACCAAAACUCCUUCAAGGGUAUAGGUCCAUUCCUAUUGGAAGAGGCUAGUGGUCAGAUGCUUGAGUUAGACUGCAUGGGAC
Myodes glareolus (Bank vole) is the source of this 1003-nucleotide messenger RNA. NCBI's taxonomy places the organism in Eukaryota, Metazoa, Chordata, Mammalia, Rodentia, Cricetidae. The record is from RefSeq and is a predicted model, not a curated record.